GCUACCAGCUCAUCGUCACCGGCGGUCCGGCCGGCGCUAUAUUAGAGAGGUCGUUCGAGUUCUUGCAAAGAUGACACGCCGGCCUCGCCGUCGUUGGAUUAAUUAAUCCUCCAUCACUCUCCCGUUCGUCACGCGGACGAGACGACGCCGUCGGAUCGCCGCCGAUCGAUGUCGAGGCUGCAGCGGUCGUCGGUGUCGUUCCGGCGGCAGGGCUCGUCGGGGCGCAUCUGGGACGACCCGCUGCGGGGCCUCGACAUCAAGGGCCUGUCGACGCCGAGGGCGGGCGCCGUCGUGGCGCCGCUGCACCCCGACGCAAGCAUCCUCGCCGGGGAUCCCUCCCCCCGCGUCGUGUCCCGCUCGCUGAUGCGCCACGGCGGCGGCGGGGGGUUCGGCAGCGUGGGCGCCUCGUCGGCGGCAGGCGGCGUCAUCGUGGAGAGCCAGGCGGCGUCAUCACCGGCGACCGUCGUCGUCGGCGCGAACGGCGAGCGCCACGAGCGGCCCGCGCGGCGGCGGCGGAGGAUCUCCGCCGCGUUCUGCGCCUGCAUGGGGCACCCGCCCGCGUCGCACGCGCAGCAGUAGGGCGCGCACGUGUGGCGCCGCCUGCGGCGGCGAUGGGGAUGUGGCUGGCGCGCGGCGACGUUCUUAUGCAGCAUUUGUGCAUGUGAGAAUUAUUGCACUCGAUGUACUGUAACAUUUUUCUGCUCUUUUCUGUGGGUUGAGAUCGUAGCACCAUGUGCACUAUUGCACGCGUGCUUUAAUUUUGUGUAGGCUGACGAGUUGAGAAAGAAAACUUGUAUGCCAACAAAUAGACUUACGAUGAUGAAGUGUGUUGGCCACAAACCCAUUCGAAUUUCUUAACAUGUGAUUGUGAUACAUCCA
Molecule: messenger RNA, 879 nt
Organism: Setaria italica (foxtail millet)
Lineage: Eukaryota; Viridiplantae; Streptophyta; Magnoliopsida; Poales; Poaceae
Exons: 1
Coding region: 169-579 (136 amino acids)
Source: RefSeq, a predicted model, not a curated record